AUGCCUACAAUCCUAGUAACCGGGGCCAACGGCUUCAUCGCCGCCCACUGCAUCACUCGCAUCCUGUCGCACCCUUCGCACGCGCCCCUUCGCGUCCGCGGCACCGUCCGCACCCCCGAAAAGGCCCAGGCCACCCGCAAAGCCCUCUCGUCCGCCUGUGGGUCUGGAACUGGAAGUGCAACUGGAAAUGCCAUGGCAAAUCUAGAUAUCCUGGUCGUUUCCGACCCGACGGACCCGACGGCCAUGCGGGCCGCCAUGAGCGGCUGCGACGCAGUCCUGCACCUUGCAAGCGCCUUCACCUAUGACGCGGGCCCCGGGGAGUUUGAAGAGAAGCUGCUGGGCCCUGCAGUUAGGGGUACGGUGGCGGUGUGCGACGCAGCUGCCCAGACGGAUAGUGUUAGGAAGGUGGUUAUCAUGUCGAGCUUUGCGGCUGUGUAUGAUGCCGCCAAGGGGCUGCAGCCUGGGAAGGUCUACACCGAGGAGGACUGGAGUCCGCUUGGGUAUGAAGAUGGGGUUUGUGCUAGUAUUGUUGCAACGGCGUACCGAGCCAGCAAGGUCGUCGCGGAGAGGGCGGCGUGGAAUUUCAUCCAUGACCAUGAAGUACAGUAUAAACUCGUCACGCUCUGUCUGGGGAUGGUCUUUGGGACGAUGCUGCACCCCAUCGAGUCCUUGGGCCAGCUGAAUGUCAGUAACGGGAUUGUGUGGGAGGUGCUGAAAGGAGACAAUGGGAUUCCCGCAACCAAGGCACCUGUCUGGGUAGAUGUCGAUGAUUUGGCGAUUGUGUCGCUGAAGGCCCUGACGGUGGAUCUCGCUUCUCAUGAGCGGUUCCUCGUCACGGCGGGUGCAUACGAUACGCAGGAGAUUGCGGACGUCGUCCGGGCUGCGCUGCCGGAAACACGGGGCAGGGUUCCUGUUGGAGAGCCCAGAAAGAGAAUCAGGUCUACGCAUUACUCGUGUGAUUCAAGCAAGGUGCAGCGCGUGCUGGGGGUAGAGUUCAAGGGGCUGGCGGAGAGUGUGAUACCGCUGGCGAGGCAGUUGUAUGCGAUGGAGCAAGCGGAUAACUGA
This is a messenger RNA of Aspergillus puulaauensis, 1065 nucleotides long. RefSeq names its product putative secondary metabolism biosynthetic enzyme. Gene Ontology annotation, molecular function: oxidoreductase activity, acting on the CH-OH group of donors, NAD or NADP as acceptor. The coding region runs from base 1 to 1065 and encodes 354 amino acids. Lineage: Eukaryota; Fungi; Ascomycota; Eurotiomycetes; Eurotiales; Aspergillaceae. The transcript has 3 exons. The record is from RefSeq and is a predicted model, not a curated record.